Exophiala spinifera is the source of this 858-nucleotide messenger RNA. RefSeq lists its product as uncharacterized. The record is from RefSeq and is a predicted model, not a curated record. Lineage: Eukaryota; Fungi; Ascomycota; Eurotiomycetes; Chaetothyriales; Herpotrichiellaceae. The transcript has 8 exons. The coding region runs from base 1 to 858 and encodes 285 amino acids.
AUGAGCCUUCAAUUGAACGGGGUUGCCUUUGUGACGGGUGCAGGGAGUGGCAUCGGCCAGGCCUGUGUUCAGCAGCUCGUUCGUGAUGGCUGUUCGCGCAUUGUAGCUACCGACAUCAACCGUGAAGGGCUUGCUCGCACGAAAGCGAUGGGGGAAAGCAUUAGGGCCGAUGUGCACAUUGUGGUGGAUGCCGGAGACAUUACCGAUGCGCAUACUGUGGAACGGCUCAUCACGCUUACCGUGUCGACAUUCGGCAGGCUUGAUUAUGGUCUGAACAUUGCAGGGAUCACGGGCGCUCAGAACCUCAUACCUUUAUUGCAACCGGAGCAGUAUGACGAAGUCCAACACAUCAAUGCCAGAGCCGUUUGGCUUUGUGAGCGAGCAGAGAUUGCUCAAAUGUUAACUCAGGAGCCCUUACCUUCCCAUGACGGACGCCCUGGUUCGAAAGGAUCUAUUGUCAAUGUCGCUUCAAUCUGUGGACUGGUAGGGUUUCCAAAUUCCACGCCCUAUACAAUGUCGAAGCACGCCGUUAUUGGUCUGGUUAGAUCGGAUUCUACAACUUUCGCAAACCAAGGAAUCAGAGUAAAUGCUCUCUGUCCAGGUAUCAUUGAUACACCAUUGAUUAAACCAGAGCAUCGACAGUUCUCACUGGAUUAUGCUCAAAGGUUCACUCCGAUGGGGCGGCUAGGCACGGCUCAAGAGAUCGCUGAUGUCGCGACUUUUCUCGGGCAACCUACGUCUCUGGCGCGGUCAUUGCCGUUGAUGGUGGCCAUACGGCUCAAUAGUGUCGAAAUUUAUACCAAUGCCAUCGGCCAAUGUGUAUCCAUUGAGAAGCGUCUACACGGAGGUGGCGCAUAG